GGUUCCACAUUUGUUUGUGCUCAAUCCUCUGAGAGAGAUGCGGUUGCCUAUUUUUCCAUUUCUAGUGCCAGCCUUGCUCUUCAGCAUCCAAGGAGGUUGCAUGGCGACCCCCCGGAGCCCGAGACCCCUCUACCCAACAACAGGAAUUACGAACCAUAUAUCAGAUGAUGACAGUCCUCCUCCAGUAACCUUACAACGACCUUUUGUCUAUUUUGGGAAGACCUACAAGCAGAUUUAUGUCAACCAGAAUGGAUACUUGACAUUUGAUGAUCCAUGGAGGGUUUACACAGCCCAGAGGUUUCCUAUGUAUGGACCAAGAGACAUUAUCUCUCCAUUCUGGGCAGAUCUCGACAACAGAAAGAUGGGUCAGAUCUACUACAACCAAUACACCAGCGGCAGUGUCCUUCAACAAGCUACACAGGACAUUAACAAGUAUUUCCCAAGACUGAAAUUUAAAGCCAACUGGGUCUUUAUUGCAACAUGGUAUGAGGUGGCCUACUAUCCAAAUACAGGAACACAAACAACAGUCCAAGCAGUCUUGAUCUCUGGUGGCCAGUACUCAUUUGUGCUGAUGAACUAUGGGAUAAUAGCUGCGACAAAUUACAGUGUACAGGCUGGCUAUGACACAGUCGACUCGAUUCAUCAUUUCUCCAUCCCUGGAUCAUUCUCUGACAGUGCAACAGGUAGUAACUCAAAUUUCCGCCUGAGCAGCAACGUCAAUGUCCCCGGUCGAUGGGCUUUCCGGAUAGACCAUGGAUCAGCAGGCUGCACUUUUAUCGGUGAACCUGUGCUGCUGGGUGACUCAUUCUGGACUGACAGUACCUGUGCACAGAGGUGCAUCUGCACCUCAACAGGCCUGCAAUGUCAAAGCCAACCCUGCACAUUUUCCCAUAUCUGCCAACCUGAUGCCUUUCUGUUCUCCUGCCAGACGGUGCAGAGAGGCACCUGCACCCUAAGUGGUGAUCAGCAUUACCACACCUUUGAUAGCACAGUGUUUCACUUCCAGGGCACCUGCACCUAUGUUCUUUCAGAACAAUGUGGUCAUGGGCUGCCUUACUAUAGAGUAGAGGGCAAAAACCAGCACCAGGACAGCACUCGUGUUUCCUGGACACAACUGCUAAAAGUGUUUGUCUAUGAUGAAACAAUUGAGAUAGUCAAGGGACGUCGUGGUCAGGCCAAGGUUAAUGGAAAUGUUGCAGCCACUCCAGUCUCCCUUAGCAAUGGCAAGAUCCAGGUUUAUGAGUCAGGUUUUUCUGUGAUCGUCAGUACUGACUUUGGCUUAGAGGUGUCUUAUGACGUCGGCCAUUAUGUCUCUAUCAAUGUGCCCUACACUUACCAGAAUGCAACAUGUGGCCUGUGUGGAAACUUCAACAAUCAUCCUGAGGAUGACUUUAGCACCCGUGAAGGCGAGCUUGUGAGUUCUGAUGUGGAUUUUGCCAACAGUUGGAAAGCAUCAGGAGAUGAUGAGCCCGGUUGUGAUCCGCAUUGUGAAGGUCUGGACUGUGUUGCCUGCACUGAGGCUCAGAAAGCGUUAUACAAUGACAGUGCCCACUGCAGUAUCCUCCAGAGCACUUCUGGACCAUUUGCUGCGUGCCAUGAACGACUUCCCCCUCUGGCCUUUGUGGAGAGUUGUGUGUUUGAUCUGUGUGUGGGAGGAUGGUACCAAUCCAUUCUGUGCCAAGCACUAAGUGCUUAUGCAAGUCAGUGUCAACAGAACGGUAUACAGCUGCCAAGCUGGAGGAGAGAAGGCUUCUGUGAAAUCCCCUGCCCUGCGAACAGCCACUUUGAGUCCCAAGGCACAGGAUGUCCAGCUACCUGCAUCAACCCCAAUUCUACCCACAACUGUCCUCUCCCUGCCCAGGAGAGCUGCAUCUGCAAUUCAGGCUACAUUCUCAGUGGUGGGGUCUGUGUCCCUCAUUCUGAGUGUGGCUGCAACUUUGAGGGUCGCUACUACCGGUCCGGUGAGACUGUAAUACUAGACGAGGACUGUGAGAGGCAUUGUAGCUGCAGAUCUGGCUCCAUGACCUGCCGUUCCCAUGCUUGUGGCCCACUUGAGUCUUGCACGGUGGAGGAAGGUGAAAGAGGAUGCAGAACUAACAACUAUGGAACAUGCUGGAUAAGAGGCCCAGGGUCAUAUCAAACAUUUGAUGGACUGACAUACCAGUAUCCUGGAGCGUGUCGAUUGACCCUGGCCAAAGUAAUGGGACUGUCUAGUCACCCACAUUUUGUGGUGACAGCAGAAAAAGUGCCCAGAGACCAGCAGGGUUUUGCCCGGGUACUAAAGUUUGAGGCAGAGGGAACACAAAUCUCCAUUGAAAUGACAGAUAGCAGCAAAGUUCGGGUUGACGGUCAGCAGAUCAGACUUCCAUUCAGCUCAGCAUCCAACCGAGUCCAAAUCUUCCACAGCAGUGUUCACAGUAUCAUCCUUCGCACCUCCUUUGGUGUAACGGUGCAGACAGUCUGGCCUCACUUUGUGCGUAUCACUGCACCUGUUAUCUACAGUGGUUCACUGGGUGGACUCUGUGGUAAUUACAAUGGUCAUCCACAUGAUGACUUCCUCACACCCAAUGGCAUUCCGGUCAACGACUCUCAGGACUUUGGGGACAGUUGGCGAGAUGGCUCCCUCGCUGCACACUGUGUGGAAAAUGUAAAUCAGAAUUCUACAACACAUUACAAUUCCACUGAGUACUGUGGCAUUAUUGGCUCACCUCAUGGGCUAUUUGCCCAGUGUUGGGCCAAGGUGGACCCACAUCAGCAUGUGGAUGCAUGUGUGGAGAUCAUGAGGGCCUCUAAAGAUCCAGAUUCAACACUAUGUGAGGUCCUACGAGAUUAUGCACUAAUGUGUCAACAGCAAGGCGUAGCCCUUGGACACUGGAGGAAUGCAACUGGUUGUGAGCAAAACUGCCCUCCAAACAGCCAUUAUGAAGUCUGUGGGACAUCUUGUCCCUCCACCUGCCCCAGUCGCUCUUUCCCUUUUGCCUGUGACACUGUGUGCCAGGAGGGUUGCCAGUGUGAUGAUGGUUUUGUCCUCAAUGACAACCAGUGUAUACCACCAACACAUUGUGGUUGCUUUCACCAGGGACGCUAUUGGCAAGGUGGUGAACAGUUCUCGGAUGGUGAGAAAUGUCAAAGCUUGUGUACUUGUGAUGGCACUUCUGGGGCAGUCCACUGUAUCCCCAGCUCCUGUGGUCCCCAGGAGUCCUGCCGUGUGGUGGAGGGUGAGUUUGGCUGCCAUCCCAACCCUCAUGGCACCUGCACUGCCUCUGAUGAUCCUCACUACCUCACCUUUGAUGGAAAGGUCUUCGACUUCCAAGGAACCUGCCGCUAUAUUCUAGUGACCCUUUGUGAUGCGACUGAUGAACUCCAUCAAUUUUCAGUGGAGGCUAAGAAUGAGCUGUGGAGAGGGCUGCCAGUGUCGGUCACAGCUGACGUUUUUGUGAAUGUGUGGGGCUAUCAAGUGCAUAUGUCGAGGGAAGCCAACAGUACGAUACAGGUGAAUGGAGUGACUAAAAACUUACCUCUCAUUCUCUCGAAUGGAGGUGAAGUCUUUAUAUAUGCAAGUGGAUCUCGCACGUUUGUCAGUACUGAUUUUGGCCUGACUGUCACAUACGAUGGAUGGAGUACAGUAUCUAUCACUGUACCACCGAGUUACAGUGGAAAAACAUGUGGCCUUUGUGGAAACUUCAACGAAAAUCCAAAUGAUGAGUUCCACACCCCAUCUGGAACGAUAGUCACCACUACAGAUGAGUUUGGGAAAGCUUGGAAAGUGGAAGGCAACUACACCUGCAGUGAUGGGUGUGGCUCCUCCUGUCCACAAUGCACCAAUGACCUCCCUGCCAGAGCCCAGUGUGAGGUGAUUCAGGCAGCUGAUGGCCCCCUCAGCUUCUGCCAUGAGCACGUGGACCCAGCGCCAUAUUUCAGUGACUGUGUGUUUGAUGUGUGUGUGUCGGGAAACCAGGACCAAGAUCUCCUGUGUAGGGCCAUUGAGGCAUAUGUCAGUGCCUGUCAGUCUGCUAAUGUUCGAAUCUACCCUUGGAGACAGAACACCACCUGCAGACUUGACUGUUCUGCCAACAGCCAUUAUGAGCUGUGUGGUACCGACUGUGGUCACACCUGUGCCAGCAGCAUUGAUGCCAGUUGUGAGCAGGGUUGCUCUGAGGGAUGUUUCUGUGACGAAGGUUUCCUCAGAAGUGGAACAAGUUGCGUCCCUGCGGAAAGCUGCGGAUGUCAAUAUGAGGGCUUCUACUACAAUGUUGGUGAGUCCUUCUGGACAGAGGGUUGCUCCCAGCAAUGUAAAUGCCAUGCUGCCAAUGACCUGCGCUGUUCUGCUGCAUCUUGCACUUCUUCACAAGAGUGCACCAUCAGAAACGACCAGCUGGGCUGUUUUGAUGAAACAGAUUAAACUUAAACAGAUUAGAUUUCACAGUGUGGGGUUGGUAUUGUAAGGCUUUACAAAUAUACACCACUGCGGUUAAUUUUUUUUUGUAAAAUAACUGGGGAAGAGACACCACUUCAAAAACUGAACCUCUAUUAAACUUGCUAUAAAUUGUCACAAAUUAUUAUUAUUACAAUUUGUUUUGUAAUAUCUAAAUAUUAAAAUGACAUUUGUGCUUAUCAAAAGCUAUAAAAAUAGGGGUGUAACAGUUCACAAAAUAAACAGUUUGGUUUUAUACGACAUGAUGGCGUCAUGGUUCGGUAUGUUUUCGAUAAAGCAAAACUAACAUCUUAAAGAAUUAUCUAUUUUUGACUUUGAACAAUGAUGGAGCUAUACCUGAGUGACCCAUGUUCUGUGGUGUCUUAGCAACACAUAAAACAAAAACAGCUCCUUAUAAAAUACAAAAUUGGGUACUGUAGUUAUACAAAUACAAACAAAAUAAGUAAUUCUAUUUCUGAAAUAGCAGAGAAAUGUCCUUGUUUUUUGACAAAUCAUAAUUUGGGCUUUUAAGGGUUUUUUUGUACAAAGCAGGAAUUACAGUCUGUCUGAAAUAGGCUCAUAUGGGUCUCAAUUACGUUAAGCAUGUUCAUAAAGCCUGCGUCUUUCAUGAGUUGGGUCUCAUAUCAGCAGCUAAUAAUGUACCAAUUGUCGCAGAUAUUUCUUUUACCCUGUCUGAAUCAGUUAGAAAGGGUUGCUUAAAUGCUUCGGGGACAACGUUAGCUUGUAGCUUGUGUUGCUUCUUGUUUUCAUCUAGUUCCACCGAUUGACACACUCGGCCGAUAUUGGCGUAGAUGAGUUGACAUGUUUGAGGUAUUCCCACCAUCAUUCUUACAAUUCACAGCAAAAGUGAAGUGGGACCAGACCUGUAAGUUAUUGGAGGAUCUUCAAUUUCUGGACUGGUAAUGGCU
Epinephelus fuscoguttatus (brown-marbled grouper) is the source of this 5343-nucleotide messenger RNA. Its product is annotated as alpha-tectorin-like. Gene Ontology annotation, biological process: cell-matrix adhesion. The transcript has 15 exons. The coding region runs from base 38 to 4402 and encodes 1454 amino acids. The record is from RefSeq and is a predicted model, not a curated record. NCBI's taxonomy places the organism in Eukaryota, Metazoa, Chordata, Actinopteri, Perciformes, Serranidae.